Molecule: messenger RNA, 225 nt
Organism: Peronospora matthiolae
Lineage: Eukaryota; Oomycota; Peronosporomycetes; Peronosporales; Peronosporaceae
Source: the annotation of a GenBank genome assembly
AUGCAGAAGAGUAUGCCGCGUCAAAUCGAAGACAGCAAUAAUCGGCAGACGGGAAGGACCUCGGUGCUAUCACACAAGUCGUUCUUGGAAGACCUGGCGUCGUCUCAAGCGGUACUGCGCCUGCCGUUCCAGGACGUCGGAGACGAAGGACUGCUGCGUGUACAGCAGCAGUUUGCUAUGCUCAUCUUUGCACCCAGCGCCAACGUUAGCGCAUCGAUGCUAUGA